CAGGUCGAUAUUCAUUCAUUCGGCGGAUUCAGGUCCGGACGCCGCGCGUCGAGCGCGGAGUUCGCGGUAUAUGCACAACGGUAUGUGCGGUCAGUUCAGGUUGAGCAGGGCGUCGGCGGCCGUCGACUCGCCCUUGGACGCGAGCGCGGCGCGCAACGACGCCAACCCCAUAGGAGGUGGCGGCGUCGUCUGCAUCGGCGUCGGCUCGGAAACGGAGACGCAGCGCUCGGGCCGCGUUUUUGGUUUUUGCGGCGCCGAGGGCGUCACGGGCGUCACGGCGCAGAGCGGCGCGAGGCGCCGCCGCUUCGGCGUCUGGUAGUCCUCCGGAACGGCCUCGUCUCUAGCUUUCGCCCUCAAGAGAUCGUCGACCCUUUCCGAGAAGCUCCGCCGGUUCCCGUUCAUCCUUAUUUUACAGGGCGACGGCAGCUCGUUCGCCGGCGCGUCGCCCGACAGCGAGUACCCCUCGAAGAAACCGUCCUCGGAGUCGGAGUCGAAGGACGCUCUCCUCCGGACGGACAUGGUGGCUGUCGUCUUCCGCGCGCGUCCGCUGGCUGCGUGUCCUCUGAUUGUCAGCGUCCGCGGGCUGCGGGGCGGCGACCGUCGGCGGCCUCUGCAGUUGACGGAGCGCCGCCGGCUCGCGCGCGACCUUCGAAUCAGUUGGCUGAUGCCUUAGGAUUCGUGGCUUUCGCAGCGGGCGCCUCCGCGGGCGCUGGAAGCGCGCGGAGCCCGCCCAGUGGUGGCGUAGACUCUUCGCGCAGCGUAGGGGUCAAAACCAAGGCGGCACGCGCCCUCGACUGGCCGUCGACGCAGAGAUUAGAGAAUGAUACGGACAUAAUCACCUAG
This is a messenger RNA of Pelagomonas calceolata, 843 nucleotides long. Lineage: Eukaryota; Pelagophyceae; Pelagomonadales; Pelagomonadaceae. The record is from the annotation of a GenBank genome assembly.